Messenger RNA from Syngnathus acus (greater pipefish), 3293 nucleotides. RefSeq names its product activity-dependent neuroprotector homeobox a (gene adnpa). The record is from RefSeq and is a predicted model, not a curated record. Gene Ontology annotation, cellular component: nucleus. Gene Ontology annotation, biological process: regulation of gene expression. The coding region runs from base 183 to 2894 and encodes 903 amino acids. The transcript has 4 exons. Lineage: Eukaryota; Metazoa; Chordata; Actinopteri; Syngnathiformes; Syngnathidae.
GCUGCGGAAUUCCAAGCGCUUGCAAUAGCUGCAAGCUAGCUAGCUUGUGAGCUAGCCGCAAAACAGAGCAUCCGCACCGGCUUUUUGAACUGAGGAAGUCUCAGCAGGGCCGCUAAAUUGAUUUAUUUAUUGUCACCUGUCCACGGAGCUCAUCAGCCAAUCCUGGCUUAUCACCCGGAGCGAUGUAUCAAAUCCCUGUGAACGACUUGACCAAACUGAGGAAAGCCAGGAAACAGGUGAAAAUUGCACUCGAAGAUAUUGGACUGGAGUUCUGCAAGGAGGCGGUAAAUGAAUUCAAAGAUUUUAGUCCUGGUGAGGAAGUUUUCCAUGAGACCGUGCACACUGAUAUAUGUGGCUGGCAUCCUUCGUUCUCCAAAAUACAGAACUACCGAUCAAGGCCUUACUGCUGCAGAGAAUGUCGCUUUUCUUCCGCAACCUACGCGGGUUACAAGAAUCACUACCGCCAUGCGCACAAGAGAUUGAUUCAGGAUAAAGUUCUUCUUAACUGCUCGUACUGCACGUUUGUUGCAAACAAGAGAACAUUGGAGAUUCAUGUUAGAGUAUUCCACAAGGACAAAUUGGACCAGCAGAUAUCCAGGAUUAAUGCAGCCAAACAGAGACAAGUAGCCACAAACAAGUCUGGCCUCGGUGGUACGAGGUCUUUGUACUUCUGCAAAAAAUGCACCUAUCGUGACAGUCUCUACAAUGCCGUGAGAAGGCACAUCUACCGGGAACAUUUCAAGCACGUCGUCGCGCCGUAUCUGCGCAUCAUCCCCAAGUCGUCACUCCUUAACGGCGCUUCUUUUAACGGAGACAACAUUCUCUGCAAACGCUGCAAGUUUACAGCCAAAACCUACGAGUCGCUGGUGCAGCACGUCAUCGAGUACCAUGAGCGCAUAGGCGCUCAGGUAACCGCCAUGAUCGGCCACGCUAAUGUUGUCGUUUCCAGUCUGCCGAGCAUGUCCCAGAAGUCUUCGAUGAUUCUCAACGGGGGGUCCUCCCUCGCAGUUAACGCCAAAGCACAACCGGUGAUUGGCUACCUGAAGCCCACGGGCCCCGUGUGUAAAAGUCCGUCUUUGGGGGCGGCCAAACAGGUCAACGCAAAAGCCCCCUGCGGCACUGCCACCGCAGACGGCGGCAAUGUGCCUGCCGCCAACACAUCCCAGACCCAGAAAUGGAAGAUAUGCACAGUGUGCAACGAGCUCUUCCCCGAGACCCUCUACAGCGCUCAUUUUGAAAGUGCGCACAAGGCGAGGAUAGUGUGGGCCAUGGCCAAGUACAUCAUGAAAAUCCACAACUUCACCAGCAAGUGUUUGCUUUGCAACCGCUACUUGCCCAGUGAUACGCUGCUCAACCAUCUGCUAAUACACGGCAUCACGUGCCCACAGUGCCACUCUUCUUUCCACAGUGUUGAGAAACUCCUUGAGCACGAGCAGCAGGCCCACUUUAACGUUUUUGUAGGACCACCCGGGUCGGCGGCGCUAAUGUUCGAUCUCACCAUCAAACAAAACGUCCAGCUUCACGUUCUCACCUUUAACAUGAACGAAUCCGAGGCGAAAGAAAAGUCUGUCCGGAAAGUGGCCCCUUCCCUCGCCCAGACGCAAGUGCUUGAAGGUUCCUUCUGCACAAACAGGGAAGCGAUUGACACGAGCAAGACAGUGUGCCCGCUGUGUUGCACCCCUGUGAAAGAAUCGGUGGCAAAUCCGUUGGCCUUUCACCUCAGGCAGCGACAUCAGGUACUCCAAACGAUGCAUCCCGUUGAAAAGAAGAUGACCUACAAGUGCAUCCAUUGUUUGGGAGUGUACACGAGCAACAUGGUGGCUUCCACUAUAACGCUGCAUCUCGUCCAGUGCAGAGCGGUUGGAAGGAAGCAGGCCAGUCUUGGUGCCAAGUCGGCCCUGACGCUCAACUCGGCCGGAAUGCCCGUGCUCAAGAGGGUGCUGCCGACACGCGUGGCCACUUAUUCCAAGAAGAUCAAACUGAGCACAGACUCAACAUUUCCUUCCACCGCUAUAACGAAGACACGUAUCGGGGACCUCGCUGUGGAUCAGCGAAACAAUGAGCACAAGACAUUUGAGGCUCGCCAAAAGUUCCUACAGUCCUACUUCAAUCAGCGUCCUUAUCCUACCGCCGCCGAAGAGAAAAAAUUGUCCACGAGCCUCUGGAUAUGGAAAUCUCACAUAUGCAAGCACUUUGCGACCAUGCAGAGAGAAUGCAAAAGUGAAUGUGAGAAAUCAAACCUGGCUGUACUUCUCGGAUUUGACACGCAGGCCCUCGAGAAAGUCAAACACGACAUUGAUUUCCCCAGCGCCCAGAUUGAAAGCGCUUCGGGGGACAGGCCCGGUCGGCUCAAGUCUGGCGUUCCGAAUAUGGCCCGAAACAAGACCGUCGCCUCCUCUGCAAAGAACAUUUGCACAGAGCCCAUUCUAAUCGACUCGGAUAGCGAGCCAGAAAUCGAGCCAACUCCUGUUGCUAAGAGAAACGGUGACUCGAACCCGCGCAACAGUGAACCAGGCGACUCGACACAGACUGAAAAGCAGGCAGGCCACUCGGCGCAUCCAGCGGAGAAGGAGGCAGGUGACUCGGCACAGGCGGAGAAGGAGGCAGGUGACUCGAUGCUCCCCGAAGAGAAGCAGACAGGAGACUCCACACGCGCGGAAGACGAGGCAGAUAAAUCCACACACUCGGAAGAGAAGCACGCGGGUGACUCCACACAAACGUUAGAGAACUCGCAAGCCGACUCGACGGAAGAGGAGUCAGUAGCUACCUCGACAGAUACAGAAGAGAAGCAGCCGGUCGACUCGAAAGACACAGGAGAGAAGGAAGCGGUAACCGCGGAAGAGUCUUCAUGCACCAGUGAAAUAUCUUUGCAAGAAGAAAAUGCAAACGCAUGAAAGUGUGCCUUGAUCUUGUUGUUCGAAAGAUCUUUCUUUCCAUUGUUGUCUGAUGAAAUGCAUUUCCCACCAAAUUUGGUGGUUGCUAUUAUAUUUAAGAAUAAUCCAAUUAUUUGCUGUUUUGAUUACAAAACUGGAAAUGCAUGCUUUUAAUUAGACAACAAUUAAAAGAAGUGGCCCAAAAAUUCACAUCGUUCCAGGGUUUCAUUGUACUGUACAUACUUCCAUGUUGUUUAUUUGCCUCCCGUAGCCUGUUCACUUAUCGACUAGACGUGCUUUCAUUUCUCAGAGAGAUAUAUAUAUAUUUUGGAUCAAUGCUCUUAAACCUGUAUUCAAUUGCCAAUAUGAUGUAUAGUAGUUAUGUUCACAUUUUCAAUAAAACAUUUAUGAAUAAAAGUA